CACCGGUUUGCCUGUGCGCCUUGCCCUGCUGGUUUCACCCAGCACCAGACCGGCUAGCCUAUUGCCGCCACAGGGAGGAAAAGUUGGGCGAACAGGCAGGAGGCCAGAGCUCAAGCCUCAGGUCCCCUCCCCACCUCAGCCCCCUGACAGGCAGGCACCCCAGCGCUGGCUCCUGCUGUCUGCCCAGAGGUCACCCAGCCUCCUAGACAGGUGCUGGACAUGGAGGAGCUGACCAUCUGGGAACAGCACACGGCCACGAUCAGCAAGGACCCCCGCCGAGGCUUUGGCAUCGCAAUCUCUGGCGGCCGAGACCGGCCCAGUGGAUCCGUGGUUGUGUCCGAUGUGGUGCCCGGAGGGCCUGCUGAGGGCCGGCUGCAGACAGGGGACCACAUUGUCAUGGUGAAUGGGGUCUCCAUGGAGAAUGUCACCUCCACCUUUGCCAUUCAGAUCCUCAAGACCUGCACAAAAGUGGCCAACAUUACGGUGAAGCGUCCCCGGAAGAUCCAGCUGCCUGCCACCAAGGCCAGCGCCCCCGGCCCAGGACACCAGGACUCGGAAGAGGAGGAUGGGCCGAGGCGGCUGGAGGAGGCUGACCACAGCCGGGGCUAUGACGGUGACACGUCCAGCGGCUCCGGCCGCUCCUGGGGUGAGCGCUCCCGCCGGCCAAGGACGGGCCGCCGGGGCCGGGCUGGCAGCCACGGGCGCAGGAGCCCCGGCGGCUCCGAGGCCAACGGGCUGGCCCUGGUGUCCGGCUUCAAGCGGCUGCCGCGGCAGGACGUGCAGAUGCGGCCUGUGAAGUCUGUGCUGGUGCGGAGGAGAGAGAGUGACGAGUUCGGGAUCAAACUGGGCAGUCAGAUCUUCAUCAAGCACAUCACAGAUUCGGGCCUGGCUGCCCGGAACCGCGGGCUGCAGGAAGGAGACCUCAUCCUACAGAUCAACGGGGUGUCCAGUGAGAAUCUGUCACUGAGUGACACACGGCAACUGAUCGAGAAGUCGGAAGGGAAGCUGACUCUUCUGGUGCUCAGGGACCAAGGGCAGUUCCUGGUGAAUAUCCCUCCAGCCGUCAGUGACAGUGACAGCUCCCUCCUAGAGGACAUCUCAGACCUUGGCUCGGAACUGUCCCAGGCGCCACCAUCCCACAUCCCACCGCCACCCCAGCAUGGGCAGUGGAGUCCGGAUGCCAGCCGAACCAACUCCCCUGUGGAGAGCCCCCAGCUUCGGCAGGGAAGUUCAGUGGAUUCCAGGACCGUGUCAGAACCAGACUCCCCGAGGCGACGAGGGAGCUCUGACAGCUAUGGGGCACCCAGCAGGCAGAGCGUGGAGGACCAUGGGUACAGCCCUGACUCGCGGGUGAUCCGCUUCCUCAAGGGCAGGAACAUAGGGCUGCGGCUGGCGGGAGGCAAUGAUGUGGGCAUCUUCGUGUCCGGGGUGCAGGCAGGCAGCCCGGCCGACGGGCAGGGCAUUGAGGAGGGAGACGAGAUUCUGCAGGUGAAUGGCACGCAGUUCCGGAACCUGACCCGGGAGGAGGCUGUGCAGUUCCUGCUGGAGCUGCCCCCGGGCGAGGAGGUGGAGCUGGUGACGCAGCGGAAGCACGACAUCUUCCGGAGGAUGGUGCAGUCCCGUGUGGGCGACUCCUUCUACAUCCGCACGCACUUUGAGAUGGAGCCCAGCCCGCCAUCCGGCCUGGGCUUCACCCGUGGAGAUGUCUUCCACGUGCUGGACACACUGUACCCCGGGCCCGGGCAGAGCCAGGCCCGCGGAGGCCACUGGCUGGCGGUGCGCAUGGGUCGUGACCUUCGGGAGAAAGAGCGGGGCAUCAUUCCCAACCAGAGCAGGGCAGAGCAGCUGGCCAGUCUGGAGGCCGCCCAGCGAGCCCUGGGGGCCGGACCCGGCACCUCAGCGAACUCUGGCACCCGGGCCGAGUUCUGGCGGCUGCGGGGUCUUCGUCGGGGAGCCAGGAAGACCAGCCAUCAGAGCCGCGAGGAUCUGUCGUCCCUGACCAAGCAGGGCCACUACCCGCCAUAUGAGCGCGUUGUGCUACGAGAAGCCAGUUUCAAGCGCCCGGUGGUGAUCCUGGGACCCGUGGCGGACAUUGCUAUGCAGAAGUUGACUGCUGAGAUGCCUGAUAAGUUUGAAAUUGCAGAGAGCGUGUCAAGGACCGACAGCCCCUCUAAGAUCAUCAAACUGGACACCGUGCGGGUGAUUGCAGAGAAAGACAAGCACGCACUCCUGGAUGUGACACCCUCAGCCAUUGAGCGCCUCAACUAUGUGCAGUACUACCCCAUUGUGGUCUUCUGCGUCCCUGAGAGCCGGACAGCCCUCAAGGCACUGCGCCAAUGGCUGGCACCUGCCUCCCGCCGCAGUUCCCGCCGCCUCUACACACAGGCCCAGAAGCUGCGGAAGCACAGUGACCACCUCUUCACAGCCACCAUCCCCCUACUAGCAACGAGUGACACCUGGUACCAAGAGCUCAAGGCUAUUAUCCACGAGCAGCAGACCUGGCCCAUCUGGACGGCCGAGGACCAGCUGGACAGCUCCUCAGAGGACAACCUGGAACUCCCUCACCGCGGCCUGGCCGACAGCUCCGCAGAUCUGAGCUGUGACAGCCGGGUCAACAGCGACUAUGAGACAGAUGGCGAGGGUGGUGUCUACACGGACGGCGAGGGCUACACGGACGGCGAGGGCUACACGGACGGCGAGGGUGGGCCCCACAUGGAUGUGGAUGAGGGGCCCCCGGUGCCAGCCCUGGCCCGGUCCUCGGAGCCUGUGCUGGCGGACGAGCCCCAGAUCCUGCAGGAUCAUGGGAGAUCCUUGGGUCACCCGGGGACCCAGGUGGGUGGCCGCCAUCCACAGGGUCAGUGGCAACAGGACAGCAUGCGGACAUAUGAACGAGAUGCUCUAAGAAAAAAGUUUACACGAGCCCGAGAUGUGGAGUCCUCUGACGAAGACAGCGGUGACUGGGGCCCAGCCACUGACGUGUGACCCCUCCAGGUGGCCAGCGGGCCUGACCUCCCUUUUCCUCCCUGGAGCCCACGCUCAGUUUCCCACACGGAAUCUAGGAACUUGUCUCCCUCUGCCUGGUCUUUAAUAAACAGAGUAUUUUCACA
Molecule: messenger RNA, 3107 nt
Organism: Camelus dromedarius (Arabian camel)
Lineage: Eukaryota; Metazoa; Chordata; Mammalia; Artiodactyla; Camelidae
Gene: TJP3
Product: tight junction protein 3
Exons: 21
Coding region: 220-2982 (920 amino acids)
Biological process (GO): cell-cell junction organization; protein localization to cell-cell junction; positive regulation of blood-brain barrier permeability
Cellular component (GO): plasma membrane; bicellular tight junction
Molecular function (GO): cell adhesion molecule binding
Source: RefSeq, a predicted model, not a curated record